This is a messenger RNA of Triplophysa dalaica, 2800 nucleotides long. RefSeq names its product reticulon 2a (gene rtn2a). The transcript is spliced from 9 exons. Bases 992 to 2128 code for a protein of 378 amino acids. The record is from RefSeq and is a predicted model, not a curated record. NCBI's taxonomy places the organism in Eukaryota, Metazoa, Chordata, Actinopteri, Cypriniformes, Nemacheilidae.
GUGGCAUGUAAUCACAUUAUAACAUGGCCUUCAAUGUCUUUGCUAUAAUAAAAUGUUUCAAUCUUAUCAUAAAUGGUGUCCCUAUAGGCACAAUGGCCCUCAUUUAGAUUAAAUUAAUAAUAAUAUCAAAUAGGUAAAACAGGCCAUUAAAAACUAGAAAGCAAAUAUAUGACAGGAAACUGGAAGUGUGGUCGAAAAUUUAGAGUAUCCAUUUUGUGUGAAUUAGUCUUCGGAGCCAGUCUUCGCUGUUGUUGAGGCUUUGAUUAUGUUUUUUGGGGUGUUUAACAAUGGAUGUUCAUGUUUCUAAUUUUAAAAAGCGCUUAAUAUUUCACAUAUUUCAAGUCUGUUGUUCACCGCUUUCCCUCUUCUAACAAAACAACUGGAUUUCUUCCGGUCUAUAUAAAGUCCCUCCUUCCGCAACGCUCUGAUUGGUAAAGCUGACCCAGUUUGUCGUGAUUGGUUCCCCUCUUAGUGUGUGUGUGGGUGCGUGCAGCAAGCUUCCGCUCCUCUGGCUGUUAUGAUUGGUCGGCCCCCCUCUCAGUGCACUUGUAGGCCAUUCAUAAACUUUUAGCAAUAAACAGUAACAAUGGCAUCAACUUCACUUAAUCAGUUAAAAACAUGCGGAUCCAUCGAAGUGUAACAAUGUCUGCUUGUGCAUGUGCAAACGUCAAUCUUUGUCAGAGAUCGCAAUAUUAUUUCCUACUAUGGCGAGGAAAAUGACACCGGACCGAAUGGUGUCAGACUGGUUAUAUUCAUUAACACUGAUAAAAGAACUGAUAAUAGUUUUGCCUUUUUAUAUUGGACCCGAGUUGGAUAAUAAAACAAGGAGACAUUUGCAAGCAGGACUUCAAAGGACGUUUCAUAGAAGUGUUUUAGAGGUGGAAACGAAGAGUCUGACUUUCCCGAACUGCAGACAGCCAGGGAAUGGUCUGAGGAUGAGGAAGGUCCAGAUAUUGAUGAUGAUGAUGAUGCCUGUCACAGCAGCUCUUCCAUGUGGGGCACACCCCGUCAGAACUCUUUCGAGCCUACCUUCUCCUACAUUGCCUUCUCUGACAGUGACUCCUCACCGCGGAGAGACUCAGGGCGGCGCAGGGCCGGAGGGAGGGGCAGCCUUGGUUCGUUGAACCGCACGGACACCACAGAGAGCCAGUUACCUCCGGACUCCCCCACUGUGGAGUGGGACCCUCAUUCCUACCUCCCUGUGGAAGGGGAGGGAGAUGCAGAGAGCUUGGAGAGGACUUUAAAAACGUCUGCACACGUCUGGGUGGAGGAGUUUGAGGAAAAAGACUCGACAAUGUGCAAGGGAUCGGAGGAGAUCUCAGGCAUUCAGACUCGUAGUUUAAAGUACACUCAUCAGGAUGAGUCAUCAACAGAAUCACAGCCUUAUGGGUCGUACCCUUGUGUUGCCAUGGACACCGCAGCCCCCCUGCAGACGGCGGCUCUUGCCAUUGGUCGAAACACUCAGGAACAACAGAUCUGUGACCUGUGCUACUUACCAGAGGGACCAACAGUUUGCUUGGAGAUAGCAGUAAUGGACCUGAUCUACUGGAAUAAUAUGGAGCGCACAGGCAUGGUGUUCACAGGCCUGGUAGUGGGUCUUCUGUCUCUCUUCCAGCUGAGCAUCAUCACUGUGGUGUCCACUCUCUCCCUGGCCAUCAUGUGCUUCACCAUCUCUGUGAGAAUCUAUUACAAACUGCUGCAUGUGCUUCAGCUGGGUGACGGAGUUAACCCCUUCCAGUCGUAUCUAGAGUUGGACAUCAGUUUAAGUGGGGAAGAGGCUCAGCACUACAUGCAAAAGUCUAUUGUGCUGGUCUGCUCUGCUGUGGACUCACUGAGAAAUCUCAUCUUUGUGGGCAACCUGUUCAACUCACUCAAGUUCAUGUUGUUGAUAUACCUGGUGACGUUCCUGGGAGCCCUCUGUAAUGGCCUUACCCUGCUCAUCAUAGGUGUGAUUGGCGUCUUCUCUGUACCUCUGUUCUACACACGACAUCAGGAGAAAGUAGAGAGCUCCUUUGCAGCAGUACAAGCCCAUAUCGACAACAUAAAGGACUUCUUUUGUCGUCUUGCUCAGGGUGGCGGCCCACCCUCUGACCCCACCCCUGGUGGAGCUAAACCCAAAGCCCAUUGAGACGUCAUACAAAGAAGAGGCCACAUGCUGUCAAUCAAAAAUGUCUUAAUUAGCAGUUUGUGCUCAGAGUCACGCCUAGACAGCAGUGGGGGCGGGGCUAAUGAGACACGUGGCGUGGAUAAACGGAGGACCAUGCAAAGAACAAUCUUGGAAACGUUUUGGUAAUGUGAGAAGUUAAAGAAAAGCUGUUUUCAUUUCCACAGUUUAAUGGCAGUAUGGGCGAAUGAUGGUCACACGUCUGGUCUGAUGCUGCUCUAGAGAAACACAGACAAUUGAGAUACUUUAGCAGUCACUACAGAGUUAUCUGAGCUAUAAAGAUGAUGACUUCAGUGAAGUAACAACAAAACCCAGACUGACUUAAGUUUGCCUGCCAAAAACAUUAAACUGGAUACAUUUCCAGUUUCUUUCCCACUUAAAACAAAUCUCAAUGUGUUUGUUUGUUAAAGUACAUAGAGCUAUUAAAAUGACCAUGUUUUUUCUUUCUUCCAAAGUUUGAUAUUAUUUCAUCACUCGGUUACUUUGUCAACACCAAUUCAAAGAAAUCAUUUUGCAGACUCUCAACCUUUCACCAACCUUUCAUUUUUAUAUAGAUGCACCAACUAAUAGUUGAUGUUUUUAGAAAUAACAAAAUAACAUGUUUUAUAUCUGAGGCCGAAAUACAAAAAUAAAGAU